This is a messenger RNA of Lolium rigidum, 711 nucleotides long. Its product is annotated as GATA transcription factor 15-like. Gene Ontology annotation, molecular function: DNA-binding transcription factor activity; zinc ion binding; sequence-specific DNA binding. The transcript is spliced from 2 exons. Gene Ontology annotation, biological process: flower development; regulation of DNA-templated transcription. Bases 1 to 711 code for a protein of 236 amino acids. The record is from RefSeq and is a predicted model, not a curated record. Lineage: Eukaryota; Viridiplantae; Streptophyta; Magnoliopsida; Poales; Poaceae.
AUGCUUCACCACCACUCCGGCGGCGGCGCCCACCAGGACGUCGACGCUGCCACCGGAGCCAUGGCGGCCUCCACCUUCUCGCUCUUCUUCCCUCCGCCUUCAACCAAAGGGCAGUGGCUGCCGGCGGAGGAAGCCGCCUACUCCUACGACGAACACAGCACCGUCACCACCACCUCGCCUUCCUCCCCGGGAUCCUCCUCCUCCGCCGGCUCCGUCGACUGCACCCUCUCCCUCGGCACGCCCUCCUCCCGCGGCCUCGGGGCGCCCGCGCCCGCCGUCUCAUGGGACGCCGUUGCGGAGUCCUGCUACUACCAGCAGCAGCAGGGCAGGCCCGUGCACGCCGGCGUCGGCCGGUGCGCCGCCGGGCACGACCAGCUCCUCGACCGCCGUUGCGCCAACUGCGGCACCUCGUCCACGCCUCUCUGGAGGAACGGACCUCGCGGACCCAAGUCGCUCUGCAACGCCUGCGGUAUCAGGUUCAAGAAGGAGGAGCGCCGCGCGGCCGAGACCGGCGCCGGCGCCGGGUGCGGCUUCUACGGCGCGCAGCGGGCGCAUGGGUCUGCUGCAUCGGCGGCGCCCCGAGCCGCGGAGGAGCCGCAGCCGUGCGGCGACCCGAACGCGCCGUUCCUGGCGUGGCGGCUGAGCGCCGUCCCGCCGGCGCCGGCCUUCUCGGUGUGGCCGGAGCGGGCUACCAUGUACCAGUACAACUAG